Molecule: messenger RNA, 5365 nt
Organism: Dendronephthya gigantea
Lineage: Eukaryota; Metazoa; Cnidaria; Anthozoa; Malacalcyonacea; Nephtheidae
Product: probable G-protein coupled receptor No9
Exons: 4
Coding region: 3614-4846 (410 amino acids)
Biological process (GO): G protein-coupled receptor signaling pathway, coupled to cyclic nucleotide second messenger; chemical synaptic transmission
Cellular component (GO): dendrite; membrane
Molecular function (GO): neurotransmitter receptor activity; G protein-coupled serotonin receptor activity
Source: RefSeq, a predicted model, not a curated record
ACUUAUUUUUUUCAAAGGUAACAUAUAUAAGGAUUUAGACUUUUUCGUGCGUGUACGUGCGUGUAGUCUUGCUUCUAUAAUUAUUGGCAGUAUGGUCCACGAAUUUCCUACUGUUUCGUAAUGGGAGGAAAUACGGGGAAAAUAUAUUCGGAACGAAAAAAUUCUCCGCGGACCGCAUGCACAGUUCAAAUUCCCAUCGAAAAAAAUCUUGCAUACGGAAAAUUUUUCUCUGAAAACUUUCCGUUUCGUUCCGAGGAAACUUUUCCGGUGUGUUAAUUAAGUGUGCUGAUGGACUAUAUAUGGUCAUGCAUGAGUCAUAGUUUGAACGAGGCACUUUGAACGAGGUUUGUCAGAAAGGUUCCAAGAUGAACACUCGAAUUAAUUAAUCACAUGCAACCCAAUAUUACAUUAUGCUGGUUGGCCCUUGACUCAGUGACGUGACGUCAUUUUGAGAAAGGUUUUCAGAACUUGAAAUCCUACCCUUAGGACGGUUCAACUCUUUGCAACUCUGGCAUGAGUACCCUCGUCCAAUCACAUCCGUAGUAAGUCAGAGCAUUAGAACGAUUAAUAACAUACCCAGGUAAUAUAAUACCCAGGUCCCAGGCUCUUAUAGACUGGACUUGGAAAAACAAAACAGUGAAUUAUUCGUGAAAUUUAAUGAAAACCCUAUGUUUUAAGCAAAGAAUACAUAUCCUUGGCCUAGGUACCGAACAUUAAUUCGGAUAGGAUACCGAACAUUAGUUGGAUAGCAGGAGCCGGUUGUAUAAAAAGGUAGUUAACUUUUAACUAUAGUUAGUGGCAGAAUUGGCCAAUCAGAAUCUGAUUGUGUUUUCUAGUUAACUGGGAUUUAACUACUCAAAAACUAGGAUUUAACUACUCAAAAUGUAGUUAAGAGUUUUAUUCAACCGGCCCCAGGAUAUUAACCCCUGGUUCAUUUUGAAUUAGGAUGAUCCGAAAUUGUGAUAUUGCAGUAUUGCGACAUAAUCUCUCGUAUUGAAUAUGCAUGAUUGUAAAAAUGGAUAACCAGAUUAGCGAUAAACCUGGGAAUAAAGUUUAGGAUAAUCCUAGUUCAAAGCAAUUUUAUUUGCUACCAAUCCCUUAAACUGACUUCAACCGUAAUGUUGUAAUUUCAACAGCACCAAUAUUAGUGCAACUUUUAAAUCUUAUUUACUUCAGCGCAUGUUGAUUAAUUUUUUCACUGGCGGUGUUUUGCAUGCCCACGUUGGUCAAUCCUAUUUUGAGAAUUUAAUCACAGCACAAAGCUCUAAUGGAUAAAACCAAUAAUAUACGCAUUUCAAACACAUAGCAAUAAACGAGGCAAUAAAUUUUAAGUAAUGUUAUUUGCUUAUUCUAUUAUAAAACAGAAAUCGGUCGUUACUGAUUUAUAUGCACUAAUAAAGCAUUUAAUGUUAUGCCUCUGUCGGACCUAUAGCGAGGACAACUGUUUUUAUAUAAUAGAACGAAUGCUGAAGCAUAUACCUAGUUUAUAAAUAAAGUUAGUUGACAUGCAGAUUCCUUCAACUGUGGUCUUAUAUCUUCUAUUAAUUUUCAUUAAAUGCCUGUGCCAUGACCUAAGCAAAGAAUUUCAUUACUUCAAACAAACCGGCCAACCGUUUCCAACCUAUAUGCGACAAGUUUGCUAAAAUUUCUCCGUCAUGAACGUACCAGGCAGGAGAGGGGGGUCAGAAUUUUUUUCGUGAUAAGUCGAGCAGGGCAUGUACACUCGAAAUUCAGCAUUUUUUAUGAAAUAAUUCAUGCGAACCCUGUAGGUAGGCCUAUAUAUGAUUUCGUUUUAUGCCAUAUCUAUAUAUGCAAUAAAGAAUUCUUUCUAUGGUUUUAUGUCGGUCAUUAUUUCAUAGCAUGCAUUCUAAUUUUUCAUCAUCCCCUUGGACAGGUGUCCUCUUUGAUCAGUUCAAAUUGUUUGUAUUGAACGUCAAGUGAAUAAACAUUACACAUACCGUGUGUCCGCUUGUUAGCUCUAAAUUAAAACUGAAAAAUGAAAAACUCUUCGAUGAAUACUUAAACAUUUCAUACGCAACACUUUGCGUAGUUUUUUUUUGCAAAGAAACAAAGAUAAUUCUUAUACAACUUAGCAAUGAAAUUUGUAUUAACCGAAAUAUCAGCUCCAAAAGUGUGUCUAUACUCGCCCAAAACGUAAUUGCAACUACCCGUUUCCAGGACUCUGGAAUUGGGUUAUCGUGCAAGAGACUAAAACACGCGUUGAUAAAGUCUGUGUGCAUGUGUGCAUGUCAUGGAACUGUUAUCUUUUUGGUCAUUUAAAGCAUCUAGGUUCAAGUGUAAAAAUCAUGUGCAUGCAAGUUUUUAUCGGUUAAUGCAUUAGAGAUACGGUGUUGCAUCUGUUGCAUGGGUGUAGCUAUAUAUGUAUCGUGGUUGUCAUGAUUAUAUCUUGAAAGAGAGCUCAUAAAUGAAAGAUAAUGUAUAUGAUCAUGAUGUAUAUAUUAAAAUAAAAAGAAUGUAUUAUCUUUUAGAUGAAUGUUGCUACAUUAGUUGGCUCUGGUUUAGGCGAUGAUUACAAGAAGUAGCUAUGCCUACAGUGUUAAAAAUAUGUAUGCUAUAUAUAUCUUAUCUAACGUAACUAUUAUACGAAAAUAUGCACAUGAUUCAUUGCUAUAUACAGACUAAUGUAACGUUCAAGCUACUUUCUCAUGAUUUUCCCCAAUCAAUUAUCUUAAAAAUAGUUUCAAGAUUCCUCCGAGCUUACUCAUUGUGACUAUCCAUUGAAGGUCAUUUGUAUAUUUUUAAAUUAUCAAUAUAACAUGCUAAGUUAUCGAAAUCGCUAAUCCAAAGUGAAAAUUAGUCCGGCUGCUUUCAUCGUGAAUUAGGAUGAAACGGCAUCUUUCAUAUAUGCACCUGUUAAUGAUAGAUAUCAGUUAAUAAGACAUGAUAUUGCCAAUGCUUUAAAGCGAAAUUAUAGUGCAUGCACGCAUGCAAUUGCUCGACAUUGGGGCCUAAAAUUUCUGUUUCAGUAUUAUGAAUAUUAUCCUUAUCCCCAAACGAAAACCAUGAGAUUAAAAUGGACGACUUGGUUUCCUGAGGAAGCAUUUUCUAUACCACCGAGAAUACAGUUAGAGUGAAGUUUCACUGGAACAAUCAGUUCAAUGAUAACUCAAACUGGGCCUCUUCAAGUCAGUUUGGGACUGAUAAUAAAGCUAUUCAGUAAUCGAUAUUUAAUUAAAUCGCCCCUGCGUGAAAUGUUUCUUUAAUUUUUCUUAAAUGAUAGUUCAAGAUCUCGUGUAGAAGCAAAUUAAUAUCUAACAGUUAACACAAACGGAUAUUUUUGCUUUCUCUGUGGGAGGAAGAUCUAUAAUCACCCGCCUUUGAAAUGAGAAUUAGUUAGUAAUUAUUACGUCAGUGGCAUUGUGCAAUUCAAAUUGCAUGCCAAACUGGGAGGAUUUAUAGACUGGAUUGUUGUACCAUCUAUAUUUGCCUGAAGUCUGGAAUCAAUUCCAGUUUGGACUAUAUAAGAAGACGCCUAAAACGUUGAUAUCCACUGUAUUCGCAAUGUGACCACUUUCGUUUUCGUCGUUUGAAUCAGCUCUACAUGAAUAGAGCUGAAUAGAGAGCAUCAUACAAGACAUCUUGAACAUGGUUGAUGAAUGUUUGUGGUUGUAUAAUCCACACCUGCAUUUUACUAGGUACCAGUUUUCUUCACUCCAGUCUUUCGUCUGUAUCAUACCAAACAAUACUCUGUCAACUCCCCCUUAAAGCAUCGUACUUCAGUCCAAUUAAUAACUGCUUAGCACGCAACUGCGGAUAUGACAGUAUUAAAGAUAGGGCAUCUGUUUUAUUCUUUUAUAGUUCAUCCUGUGGCAAGCAAGUGAAGAAUAUAACGUUUUUGAGAAUGAACAACACUACUGAACUGAACAUAACUGCAAACAAUGGCUCACUUCCUUUUCGACCACCGUGGCCCUGGCCCCAUUUUUCACAGCUGGGUUGGAUAUUGGGUGUUUUAGUUACCCAUUCUAUCCUCGCAGUGUUCAUCACUUUUAGCAACCUGAUAGUUCUCAUAGCGUUCUACAAGAACUCAAAGCUACGCACAACUACCAACCUCGUCAUUAUCUCUAUGGCGACAGCUGAUCUCUUAGUUGGCGCUGUAGUGAUACCAAUUUGGUUGUACAGUGGUGAAUUACAUUUUAUGAUUGGACCACCCUAUGAAAAAUGGCAACAGAAGAUGUUUCGGUCAUAUUUAAACAUUGAUCAAGCCUUGGGGCUUAAUUCUAUUUAUCAGUUGGUUCUUCUUCAUGGUUUAAGAUCGUAUUCUAUCGCGUUCCCAUUGAAACAUCGACAAAUGAAUAAAAGACCCGUCGUAAUUGCUUGUCUCCUGGUCUGGGCAAUCUGCAUCGCAUUUCCUCCUUCGGUUCGCGAGAUCGUUCGACCGUCCUGCCGCAACUGUUUUGUUUACAUCACUUUGAUCGCCAAUAUUGGUCUUCCUCUGGUUUUAAUGACUACGGCAAACAUAAUACUUUGGAGAAGCGUCACAAAAAGCUCUCAAGCGCGUCAAAAAAAGGACACAAAAAUCCUGGUGACAGUUGCCAUCUUAAUUGGGAUCCUCUGUGUAUGUUUUUUACCGUUUCUUAUUGUUAACGUCAUCGUCCAAGUGGAAAACCUGCCCAACUUCAAUUUCAAAGCAGUCAUGGCCCUAAAGUUUCUACACUUCUGUAACUCAGCCCUCAAUCCUCCAGUAUAUGCAUUACGUCAUCCUGAGAUCGCGCGCACAUUCAAGGCAAUGUUUUGCAAGGCCUCAACACGUGAUGUAGGAAUGAGUACUCGCGGAAGGAUGACGAACAACGCCACCACCUCUCAAUCAUUGUCGACGAUCUCAUGAUGGAAAUCCUAAAAAACGCACCUUAAAACUGAUCCCAGAAACUUAACUCUGAAGCAUUAGUGACCCUGAAAUUAAAGAAACAAAAUCUUAAGGUUUAUGCCUUUGUACAGUUUCCUUUGAAAACGAUAUAAUAAGCAGAAAAAAGCAGAACAUGUACAAUUCAUGUACUUUGCUAUAACGAGUUUUUGGGAGAUACGAUGCAGCCUCGCAGUAGAUUGUCCGCUAGUCUUUGACAAAACGUAGUAAUUUAUAAGGCUUACUUUUAAGACUUGGUUACUUUCUACAUCUUUCGAGUGUAAUCAUCAGGAUGCGCCUAUGACUUAAGAUUGAUUUAUGUACAUUCGUCAAUUAAUAUAUUAACUGUUUGUAGAAUAUUAGUUCAGUUUGGAACACGAGCGGCCGUGUGGUUAGCAUGAUGUAGAAGAAGUGUUUUAAAACCAUCUUAUGAAUGAAUUGGUAGCGUAGUUUUAAAGAAUAACAUUAUCGUUGUUGAGAAAAUAAAAGUUGAAGUUUAUUUAA